AUGGCUUCGACGGCACCUCCUCGCCCCCGAGCGAGACCUGCCCACACCCAGGGCUCGACCCGUUGCGCUUACACGCCCAACGGCUCCAGACUCGUCACCGUGGGAUCCAACAACACCAUUCGCCUGUACAAGACGGGCUUCGACGGCGAGCCCACCAACAUCGACGACUGCCCGGAACAGCACACUGCCGUCGACGCAUCGGACGACUUCUUUGUCGCCGGUUCCGAGGACGGCACGGUCAGCCUGUACUCGAUCCCGAACGCCACAUUCGAAAAGUUCCUCCUGCGCUGCUCCUUGCCCGUCCGCGAUGUCGCCCUCUCCCCGGACUCCAAGUGGUGCGCCGUGGCCAGCGACGAGCUCACCGUCAAGGUCGUGAACACAAGCGACAUUGGCCAAGUGCGCCACCUCAAGGAGCACGGCAAGCCAACGAAACACCUCGUCUUCGAUCCCAAGGGCUCGACCGUGUCGCUGUCGUGCACAGAUGGCGUCGUAUACGUAUACUCUCUGACCGCCGAGGAACCUGAGCUGAUUCGAAAGCUCGAUGGCAUCAUUGGGGCUUUGGACACGGACGCGGAGGUUAGCUCCUUGGUCGCGUGGCAUCCCGACAGCCGGGCCUUUGCUGUCCCUACGCCCACAAGAGACAUCCAAGUCGUCUCCAAGAACGACUGGGAGAAGCAGAGAGUCUUCUCCAAGGGCCACAACGGCGACGUCACCGCGCUGGCGUGGUCGCCAAACGGUGCCAUGCUCGCCUCGGCGGGCAAGGACAAGAAGAUCCUGCUCUGGGAAACCAAGUCACAGUCCGUUGUCGCUAGAUUAGAUUAUGCAAAUGUCAUGGAUAUCUCGUGGCACCCCACCGACAAUCUGGCAUCCUUUACUACUUCGGAUGGAGAAGUCUAUAUCCACCCAGACUUCGUGCCAGAGCAAUUUGCUCAGUUGCUCAAGUUGCCCAAGCAACCUGCCCCUUUCAUCCACGAUCCCCUCUCCGAAAUAUCAGCCAACGUCAGGAGGCCAGAUGCCAACGGUGUCAAUGGGCUGAAGAUCGCAGCCCGGCCGCGCCGUGAUUCCCUGGACAGUUACGACUCUCUCAUGGACGGGCCCCUCCAAGAGGAUGAGGACUUUGUCGUUGAUGACGAUGGGGCAGGCUAUGUCGUCAACGGCAAUGGUAAGCGUACCCUUGAUGGGGGCGACGGUCUUGGUAAUCGUCCAAACAAGCGUCAGCAGCUAGAGGCACAAUAUCACGAGGCUUUCCAGCCUGGUUCAACCCCCUGGCGCGGAAACCGAAAGUACUUGUGUCUGAAUCUCAUUGGAGCCGUCUGGACGGUAGAUCAAGAUGGACAUCACACUGUAACUGUGGAGUUCUACGACCACGAGUUCCACCGUGAUUUCCACUUCACCGACACCUUCUUAUAUGACAAGGCAUGUCUUACUGAGAACGGCACACUAUUCUCAUGCCCCCCGAAGGAAGACACGCCAGCCACCGUCUUCUACAGACCUCAUGAAACCUGGACGAACCGGUCCGACUGGCGGACGCAGCUGCCGAAGGGAGAGGCUGUGCUCUCCAUGUCAUUGAGCGAUUCCUUCGUGACGGUGACGACGACCGCCAACUACGUCAGAGUCUACACAUUGUUUGGCAUCCCCUACAGAGUCUACCGUCCCAAGAGCACGCCUAUGGUCACCUGUGCGAGCUGGAGAGACUACGUCUUGACCAUGGGCAACGGUCCAAUUGGCCCAGAUGGCAACGCAAGACUUCUCUACACCAUUGAGAACGUGAAGAGGGAUGAGAUAUGCCAGAAUGAGGAUACAGUGGCUCUCCCGGAAGGCGCGACUGUAAGGAGCGUCUUCUUCUCGGACGAUGGCAACCCAUGUGUUUAUGAUUCCACCGGAACGCUGCUCACUCUCCUGCAUUGGCGCCAACCAUCCAAGGCAUCAUGGAUCCCGCUCCUGGACACGAAACUCCUGCCCCGCCUGGCCUCCGGGCGUAAGCACGAGACGUACUUCCCCAUUGCCGUUGCAGAUAAUAAGUUCCACUGCAUCAUCCUCAAGGGUGGUGACCAGUACCCCUAUUUCCCCAAGCCGCUGCUCUCCGAGUUCGACUUCUCCAUACCCCUGACCUCGGAACCGCCGAAGUCUAAGGCCGCCAACGAAGCAGACCCAGAUGCGACGCCGGAACCGGAAGACGACGAGUCGGAGACUCGGAAGUUGGAGCAGGCAUACUUGAUCAAAGGUAUCUUUGCCGCGCAACUCCAGGAUCUCGUGGAUUCGUCUUCGAGUGCUGGGUCACACGCACAGCGCUCCGCGCUCGCGAGGCUGGAGCUCGACAUCGACAAGACGCUCCUGCAGUACCUGGCUAUUGAGUGUCGCGAGGGCGAGGAGCGCGGCAUGCGUGCCCUCGAGGUCGUGGAGCUCAUGAGGGAUCGCACGGGCCGUAUGAUUGACGCUGCCGGCAAGGUGGCACAGCGAUAUGGCCGGACCAUCCUGGGCGACAAGAUUCGCGAGGUUGGUGAAAGAAGACUAGGCGGCGCUGAUGAGAUGGACGAGGAUUUUGCAUAG
This is a messenger RNA of Neoarthrinium moseri, 2550 nucleotides long. RefSeq lists its product as uncharacterized. Gene Ontology annotation, biological process: DNA repair; DNA-templated DNA replication; mitotic cell cycle. Bases 1 to 2550 code for a protein of 849 amino acids. NCBI's taxonomy places the organism in Eukaryota, Fungi, Ascomycota, Sordariomycetes, Amphisphaeriales, Apiosporaceae. The transcript is spliced from 2 exons. Gene Ontology annotation, molecular function: chromatin binding; protein binding. Gene Ontology annotation, cellular component: nuclear replication fork. The record is from RefSeq and is a predicted model, not a curated record.